Molecule: messenger RNA, 732 nt
Organism: Microthlaspi erraticum
Lineage: Eukaryota; Viridiplantae; Streptophyta; Magnoliopsida; Brassicales; Brassicaceae
Source: the annotation of a GenBank genome assembly
AUGGAGUCUUACAAGGAGUUCACUUGUGAGUUUUUGGCGUCGAUGAAGCAUCACGAGUUUGAUGAGCUCGAUCGAGCUGAGUUGGACCAAGGCUGGGGGAUAACUUUCUUAGCAAAGGGAGAGAAGAAGAUGGUGACCUUUAGGCAGCUUGAGAUACUGUUUGGGUUCACUAUGGAGAAGAUAUGUCCACAAGGCUCUUGCCAACACCUUCUUUGCAAGGAAAGCCACUGGACAAUCAAUGAGGGAGAAGUGAAGCUCCUUGACAUGGGAAUCAAGCCUAUCAUCUCACGCACAAGGAUGGGAAGAAGAUCAGAGGAGAUAGGGCACACGCAGGGAAUCUCAUGCCUCUCCUUGAGCAGCUCCAAGCCUACAAGUCACACUUACAACACUAGGCACCAAAGAGGAAGAAAGCUUAGUGUUGGAGGGGUGAUCACACCAAUUCUUUGUGCAGCAGGAGUCAAGUGGACAAGAGAAGUUGGGCAUGAAGGGAUUUGCAAGAAGAAGAGAUCGAGCUCGAUCGAGCUGAGGAUCGAGCUGAGACUCAAGCUGAAGAUGGAGUGCAGGAACGCUGACUUGGGUGAGCCUGAGUGCUACUACUUUGAGGAGUAUGAGGCUCCAAGGAUGAACCCCUCUGUUGUGGCUGCCCACAAGAGGAUUGGACUUCUCCAAAAGUUCAACAAGUGGCAAGGGAAAGCCAUGGAAAGAUGCAAAAGUCCAUGGACAAGAUGGUGA